This is a messenger RNA of Haliaeetus leucocephalus (bald eagle), 4579 nucleotides long. RefSeq names its product oncoprotein induced transcript 3 (gene OIT3). Gene Ontology annotation, molecular function: calcium ion binding. The record is from RefSeq and is a predicted model, not a curated record. Bases 2505 to 4163 code for a protein of 552 amino acids. NCBI's taxonomy places the organism in Eukaryota, Metazoa, Chordata, Aves, Accipitriformes, Accipitridae. The transcript is spliced from 9 exons.
UUUAGCAGCUCCCUGGUUAUUUCAAUCAUAUUAUACAUAUUAAUUGAUAACACUACAGCAUCUGGAGUACUCCAUUAGAAUUGUAUCCUUUUUUCUAGAGGGCCUGUUUGGAGGAGGGGUUUUUGUUUGGGUUUUUUUUCCCCCCUUCCGCUCUAGCUCCUUGAGGCAUAGAUUUGCAGUGGCCUAUGCUGAUACAGGCUACUAUUGUUUGUGGGGGAACUGGAGCUAUGUAUGUCACCUGAAAUAACUUGCAAAGCAAAGAGAAAGUCCUGAUACAAGACUUGCCUCUGCUGGUGCUUCUUCUGGAAGACUGAGAUGGCCUUUGUCUUUCCUGUGGAUCCCAAAAAUGUUUAGAGGCAGCACACGGAAUCUUUUCCAGCCUUAGACUGUUUCCUUGAACUAGAUAUUACAGUGAUUUGGGAUAGUGUCACAUCUGGGAAUGCUGGGGCAUCUCCUGUUUUAAUCCAUUUUGGAGAACUUGAUAGGGCCUGUUUGUGAUGUCUUUGAGGCUCAAAACUGCUAUGAUGUAGUUAAUUUCCCUUUGUUAGUUGUCAGCUGUCAGUCACUUACAUAUGACUGUUAAAACAUUACUAGUGUGAGGCCUAAUAUGCCACCUACAGAAAAAAAGUAGCUGGUAAUGAAAUGGUUCAGAGAAAUAUACACAUCUAACACAAAUAGAAAAUUCAAUUCAAGCUUGUCAGUUUUAUUUACCCAGGAUCUUAAGUAUGAAUCAACCUCUCAAUGAAAAUGGCAAAAUAUAACUUCCUGUGGCUUGCUGUAUUAUUUUCCGUUCAAUUUUAGUUUCUCUUCUGGGAAUUCAGAUAAUCACCUUUUGAGGGUUAUCUGCCUUGCUAGCUUUGCAUAGUGAAUUUGUUCUCCUUUCCUGUUGUUGAAAAAACUUUUCUGGUACUGCACAGCUGUCAGCACAAUAUAGCCACAGAGAUUUUAUUUUUUUUUUUUUUUUGUGGGAGCAAUGACAGUCAUUUAUAAAGCUUGCUUUUUUUUUUUUUUUUUUCUUUAGAGUCAUUCACCACUGAAAAAGACUCCUCUGCUGGGGUGGAGCAGAGCACCAUAUUGUACUUCCCUGCCAGGGGAACACCCAGACAGAGAGAGACUCUUGAGAUCUUUCUGUGAUGUACAAUCUCUACAAAGCAGGCAAAUACCCAACUCCUUGUCUCUUGCAAACUCAAUAUGAAAAUAACAGAGUCAUGUUUUUCCUGCUGGGGUUUGAAGGUAGCAUGUCAGCCUUGACGUUAUUCGUUAUGCCAGUCUGCUGCAGAAAUGCAAGGUGCAAAGGAAAUGGGGAAAUGCCUUCACUUGCUUGAUUGUGCAAUUACUGCAGGCUUAGCUGUGCUCUUUGCUGAUGGAGAACUUUGUGCCUGAAAAUUAUUUCCUGUAGGAGAACUGUAUGAUCAUUGUUCAUAAGCAGGGAGGGACUGUAGAUGUGUAUACAUAUGUAUAUGUUAAAAACAGAGCUUUAAAUCUGUUUUUUAUAAUAAGACUUACAGCUAGUGGGAUGAGAGGGAAGAUCCCUUUCUGCUUAUUCGUGUUGUUCUUGGUAUACAUCACUGCCAGUCAUAGUGCUUGGUUUGCUUUAGUAGAGAACAGAUUUCAGUGUGCUACAUCUUGUCUAUAGCCAGAGCUUGUGAUUAUGACCUGCAACUCAACCCAAAACCUUGGUUUGAACCAGUAAGGCAGAGCUUCUCAAUUACUGAGUUUUGCAUGGAAGUUAACUCAGUAACGUUGGGUUUCUUGAUUGUUGGUUUGGUUUUGUGUUUUUUAAAGACAGGAACAUUAGACUGCUGCAGAAAAACAUCUUUAUUUGCUUUGUUUGAUAAUCUUGCUGCAGUGGUCAGGUUGUGUGAUCAGGAGUGGAAAGAGCCUUUGUGUAGCAUAGGAACAGCUUAUUUCCGUGUGGGACACCAGUCUUUCACUUUGACUGAUGUUUCCAUUGUAGCUCUGCUCCAAGCACUCAUCUGCAAUCUUUGCUCGGAAGGGUCAGUUCUCCUCCUUUGGCCACUAUUUCCUGCAGUUAAGGCUCUUUAGCUGGUGUUUUCUGCCUGUGGGGAGUCAUGAAGUCGUAUGACUUGUGGAAGGAGCAGAGAUAACAACAAGCACCCAUCUGUUCUUCUUUUCCAUCCCUUCAGGAUGUCUGGGUGUCCGUGGUUAGAAUUCUUCUCCAGAUAAGAUAGUGGAGGUGUCACUGUGGGGCAGUCAAGCUAGAAAACAAUAGCGGGUUGAGUCCAAAAAACAAGAUUGAUCAGUAAGUACAUCUCUGUUGUCAAUAAGGGGCAGAGCUGCUCUGUGGAGGUCAAGGCUGGAGCUGUACCCCACAUCCCUUCAGCUUCUUCCUCUGAUAAACUUCUAGGAGAGCUAUCACACUUGCUCUUCAGAAAGCUUGAGGUCAGAAGCUCCACUGAGAGGAGGACUGCAAGACCCACAGCGUGUGCAAGGGCUUUCAAGCCUCUGUUACUUGAGUGGUAACUGUUCCUUGGCUGAGUGGGAUGUUCCAGUAUUUGUUUUUCUCCAUCUGCUUUGUCAUCCAGCUGCAGCCAGUGUCUUUGAUGGCCCUGGACCCCUGCUCUGCCUACAUCAGCCUGAAUGAGCCCUGGAGGAACACAGAUCAUCAGAUAAAUGGUUCCCACGGCCAGCCGACAUGCGACAGUCAGAUUGAUGGGGAGUGGUAUCGCUUCACUGGCAUGGCUGGCGAUGCUAUGCCUACCUUCUGCAUCCCGGAGAACCAUUGUGGCACCCAUGCUCCCAUUUGGCUGAAUGGCAGCCACCCGCGAGAGUCGGAUGGCAUUGUCCCACGCCAAGCCUGUGCCAGCUUCAAUGGGAACUGUUGCCUUUGGAAUACCACGAUUGAUGUCAAGGCGUGUCCGGGCGGGUACUACGUGUAUCACUUAACCAAGCCUAGCGUUUGUUUCCAUGCAUACUGUGGGCAUUUUUAUGACAUCUGUGAUGUGGUGGAUUGCCAGGGCUCCUGCCUGGACACCGGUGACUGCACAUGUUCCCCAGGGACGACACUAGGACCUGAUGGACAGACAUGUCUUGAUGAAAAUGAAUGUGAGCAGAACAACGGAGGCUGCAGCGAAUUUUGCGUUAACCUGAAGAACUCCUACCGCUGUGAGUGUGGGAUCGGGCGCACACUGGGAAGUGAUGGGAAAACCUGUGAAGAAAUCGAAGGCUGUCACAAUAACAAUGGAGGCUGCAGCCAUACCUGUAUUGAGGUGGAAGACACAUACCAAUGUGAAUGUCCAAGGGGUCUUGUUCUGUCAGAAGACAACCACACUUGCCAGGUUCCAGUGCUGUGCAAGUCCAGCUCUAUUGAGGUGAGCAUCCCGAAGGAUCUGGUUGGAGGCCUGGACCUUUCCCUCAUCAACACUUCGUGCAAAGGAGUAUCCAAUGGUACUCACGUCAACAUCCAUUUCUCCUUGAAGUCCUGCGGCACUGUUGUAGACGUAAUAAAUGAUAAAAUCAUUGCCACCAAUCUAGUGACCGGCUUGCCAAAGCAAACUCCAGGAAGCAAUGGGGACAUCAUUGUCCGCACCAGCAAGCUGCUGAUCCCAGUGACCUGUGAGUUCCCACGCCGGUACACCAUCUCUGAAGGUUAUGUGCCCAACCUCAAGAACUCUCCCUUGGAAAUCAUGAGCCGCAACCAGGGCAUCUUUCCCUUCACUCUUGAGAUCUUCAAAGACAAAGACUUUGAUGAACCCUACAGGGGUGCUCUUCCCACCCUCAAGCUUCGGGACUCUCUGUACUUUGGGAUUGAACCCUUGGUACAUGUCAAUGGACUAGAGACACUGGUAGAGAGCUGCUUUGCCACUCCCACCUCAAAAAUUGAUGAGAUCCUGAAGUACUACCUGAUUCAAGAUGGCUGCGUUUCUGAUGAUUCUGUGAAGCAGUACACGUCAAAGGACCAUCUUGCCAAGCAUUUCCAGGUUCCUGUGUUCAAGUUUGUGGGCAAAGACAACAAGGAGGUCUUCUUGCAUUGCCGCAUCCUCGUGUGCGGGGCGCUGGAUGAGAGCUCUCGCUGUGCCCAGGGCUGCCGGAGACGGGUGCGCAGGUCAGCUGAGACGGAGGAAGAGGAGGAGGAGGAAUCUGUUCACAUGGCAAACCACAUCCUGACGGGUGGCCCCAUCAGAAUCGAUUUUGAUGACUAACACCCACCCACUGGAACAGCAUCUCCGCCUGAGACCAACCUUCCUUAUCAAUGCCGCCUUUCAUGGUGGUUUGAGAAACAAGAGUUAUUUGGUAAAGCCCCACUUGAACCUCAGGACUUGUUUCUCUAACCGUGUGAUGAUUAUUUGUGAAGUAUGUUGGGCACACGAGGCAGCCCUCUGAGUGCAACCUGGACCGCAGAACAGUUUGGUUUUACCUGCAUUUCUUCCAAACAGUCCUUCAGUUGAAGGGACCCUGUUGCUUUGCAGGCCUGAAGCGUUACCCAACUUUGUCUUUCCCUACAUCCACCUGCAGGCUCCACAGGACUGUUUGUCCUCGACUAAACAAAUGUUAUUCAAGCUCUUCUUUCAUCAGACAAUACAAAUAGUAUCAUAGCUGAACGUGUUUGCUAUGCAGU